This is a messenger RNA of Aedes albopictus (Asian tiger mosquito), 892 nucleotides long. RefSeq names its product ribosome maturation protein SBDS (gene Sbds). The transcript has a single exon. The record is from RefSeq and is a predicted model, not a curated record. Lineage: Eukaryota; Metazoa; Arthropoda; Insecta; Diptera; Culicidae. Gene Ontology annotation, biological process: cytosolic ribosome assembly; ribosome biogenesis. The coding region runs from base 95 to 853 and encodes 252 amino acids.
CGGAAAAAAUUGCAUCGCAAAAUAAUAAACACAACGCGUGCUAAAGACGCGACGUGCAUGGUGAAAUCGCACAGUGAAAACGUGAAUAUUCAGGAUGCCGAAAAUUUUCACUCCCACAAACCAAAUCCGGCUCACAAAUGUGGCCGUGGUCCGGAUCAAGAAGGGUGGCAAGCGGUUCGAAAUCGCCUGCUACAAGAACAAGGUGGUUUCGUGGCGAACCGGAGCGGAGAAGGACCUGGACGAAGUGCUGCAAACCGGAUCGGUGUUCACGAACGUCUCAAAGGGUGAGGUGGCCAAGAAGGAAGAUCUGAUGAAGGCAUUUGGCAAGGACGACGUCACCGAGAUAUGCAAAGAGAUUCUGGCCAAAGGUGAGCUGCAGAUUUCCGAGAAGGAACGACACGACCAGCUGGAAUCGAUGUUCAAGGAAAUCGCCACGAACGUGGCCGAUCGGUGCGUCAAUCCGGAGACGAAGCGACCCUAUCCGGUGUCGAUUAUCGAAAAAUCAAUGAAGGACAUCCACUACUCGAUCAAACCGAAUCGCAACGCCAAGCAGCAAGCGCUGGAAGUGAUCAAACUGCUGCAGGAGACAAUCCCGUUGGAGAGGGCCAAGAUGCGGCUGAAGGUGACCCUGCCGGGGAAGGAUGCGAAGCGUUUGAAGGAAAAGGUCACCAAGUUGUGUUCGCCGGUGGAAGGCGAGGACUGGGAAGGGGACAAGCUGGUGUUGACGUGCUUGAUCAAUCCGGGACACUUCCGGGAGAUGGACGAGAUUGUCAGGACGGAUACUAAGGGAGCCGGGGUGUUGGAAGUGCUGAACUUGAAGGAGAUCAAAGAAGGAGAAGAGGUUUUGGAGUAGAUGUUUUAACUUAUGUUUGUACUGAUUUAAGGAAUUGAU